Molecule: messenger RNA, 2294 nt
Organism: Schistocerca cancellata (South American locust)
Lineage: Eukaryota; Metazoa; Arthropoda; Insecta; Orthoptera; Acrididae
Gene: Arp1
Product: actin-related protein 1
Exons: 9
Coding region: 72-1202 (376 amino acids)
Source: RefSeq, a predicted model, not a curated record
CAAUACAUUGACUGCUUGUGAAUCAGCCGGGUUGGGUUGGAUGAAGUGUGGGAGGAGGAAUUGUAACAGAGAUGGAACCUUACGAUGUUAUAGUCAACCAGCCAGUUGUCAUUGAUAAUGGCUCUGGAGUCAUCAAAGCAGGAUUUGCAGGGGAUCACAUUCCAAAAUGUCGGUUUCCGAACUAUAUUGGACGUCCAAAGCAUAUUCGCGUUAUGGCUGGAGCACUUGAAGCUGACUUGUUUGUAGGACCUAAAGCUGAAGAGCACAGGGGAUUGUUAAGCAUAAGGUAUCCAAUGGAACAUGGAAUUGUUUCUGACUGGAACGAUAUGGAAAGGAUUUGGCAAUAUAUCUACAGUAAAGAUCAGCUAAAUACAUUUGCUGAAGAGCAUCCUGUGCUGUUAACGGAGGCACCACUAAAUCCUAGGCGUAACAGAGAGAAGGCAGCAGAAAUAUUUUUUGAAACAUUUAAUGUUCCAGCAUUAUUUGUUUCAAUGCAGGCUGUGCUUAGUUUGUAUGCAACAGGACGCACAACAGGUGUUGUUUUGGAUGCAGGAGAUGGUGUUACUCAUGCAGUACCUAUAUAUGAGGGAUUUGCCAUGCCUCAUAGCAUAAUGAGGGUAGAUAUAGCUGGAAGAGAUGUAACUAGGUACCUGAGGUUAUUGUUGCGGAGAGAAGGUGUUAAUUUUUAUACAACUGCUGAAUUUGAAAUAGUGAGAACAAUUAAAGAAAAGGCAUGUUAUCUUGCAAAUAAUCCUCAAAAGGAAGAAACUGUUGAAACUGAGAAGUACCAGUAUGUUCUGCCAGAUGGCAGCACUCUUGAAAUUGGUCCAGCUAGAUUUAGAGCACCAGAGGUUUUGUUCAGACCAGAUCUGAUUGGAGAAGAAUAUGAAGGACUCCAUGAGGUUCUCCUGUACUCAAUUCAGAAAUCUGAUCUAGAUUUACGUAAAGUACUCUUUCAGAAUAUCAUUUUGUCAGGCGGCUCAACAUUGUUUAAGGGAUUUGGAGACAGACUGUUAUCAGAAAUACGAAAAUUGGCACCAAAAGACAUAAAAAUUCGGAUAUCAGCACCACAAGAACGUUUGUACACAACAUGGAUUGGUGGUUCAAUUCUUGCCUCUCUUGACACUUUCAAGAAAAUGUGGGUAUCAAAAAGAGAGUAUGACGAAGAAGGUCACAGAGCAAUCCAUAGAAAGACUUUCUGAAGAGACCACUGCUGUUGGAAUUAUAAUAUACCAAUAUUGCGUAGGCUGGUACAGAGCAAUUAUGUUACCAGCCUUGAGAAAAUGUUGGACCACAAAACAGUAUAUGUCUGUUUAAGUGAUUAACUUGUUUGGUUGUAAUGUGGUAAAUGCAUUAAACUUUGCUUUAUAUUACAGUAAGAUGAUUUAAGAACUAUACUGCUGUAUUUUACAAGCCACUGUAGCUAUCAUGUGAUAACAUUCAGAUGUAUAAUUUAUUGCUAAAGUCUGUCUGAGCUUUAUUAUACAAAUGUGCAAGGUAUUGAAUUCUUAGUUUCUUUUUAAAAAAAAAACAAAAAAGAAAAGAAAGAAAGGGUAAUGAAGAAAUACACAGGUUUGCUGACUCUUGUCGAUAUACAGAGUGUCAGUUUCUGGAUGUUGAGUUUCAAACGAAAUUGUUUUAACGGGAAACUUAAUGUGAGUAUCACUGUCAGAAAUGUGUUAAGUUUCAAUAAUGUAACUCAAAUUUGAUCUCAUCCUUCACACAGAAAAGGCUAAAGUAACUAAUGUGCAUAUUUAAUUUCAUUUGAAGCAAUAAGAUAUAUGUCACUAGGCAAUAGCAGGUCUUUAUUGCAUAAUUAUUUAUUGUUGUAUUGUUAUAUUAUGAAAUUUUAAUGGUUGUAAUCUCACGGAAAGUUGAGAGAGAGGCUAUUCUAUUGAUGUGUACAUUAUUUAUUUGUAAUUUCCUCUUGAAUAAUUUAAAAUUAUGUUGCAACAGUAUUGGCAGCUAACUUACAGAAUUAUGGUGGAAUGCACUCAAACUGCUAGUGUGUGUAAUGUGUAGAUGUGAAGAGCAUUUGAGUUGUAGAAAUAAUGGUUUGUAAUGUUAUUUGUGUAAUAGUUAGUGGCUUUGAAUAUACAAUCAGUGCGACAACCAUUACUAUCUUUUGUUAUAAGUGGGGCAGCAGUAUGUCAUAACCAGAUAACAUUUGCUAUGUGCCAGAAUUUGUGCAGGUAAUUUAUAAAUUUGUAAAAAAAAAACUGUCAUCAAUGAGGAAAUAUAUUACAAUUUAUCUGUUGUUUCUGUGCAGUGGUACCAUAGGAGGAGGCUUGAGG